AUUUUGCCACGAAUUCAUGUUGCUGGGACCGCUUGUCAAAACGGAAUAGAAUUUUUUUGGCCUUUCGUUGCCAUCCAUAAGAUGCCAUGUCCAGUAAGUUUUCUAAGCCAAAUUUGCACACGACAGAAAUCGGAAUAUCUCUGAGGAACAAAGUCAGAAGAAUGCCUGUGGAUAAAAGGUCUAAGGUUUGCGUGUUUUCUGGUUUGUUGCUGACUGCAUUGUUUUAUGUAGUUUAUUCACUGCAUAUAAACAACUUCAGAGGCGUUGAUAAAGGCAUUGCGUCGAAAACUACACUGGAUAAUCAACUUCCGACGAAAAUAGAGCGAUCUUGUCCUAUAACAAAACCUAAAAAAACAAAAGAAGGCGCUCUAUCGUAUCGUAUUGGUAUAAUUUCUGACUUAGAUGAAAACUCAAAACACCCUAGUGAAUUAUCGACAUGGGUAAGUUACUUCAAACGUGGCAAAUUAAUAUUAAAUGGUGCAUCGAAUCCUGCCAACAAUAAAGUCAGUGUGGAAUGGGAGGAUGAAAAUGUGGUGCUGACCUCCCAUUUGGCGCAAGGUGGCCGUGGCAUGGAGCUGUCCGAACUUUGUUGUUUUGAUGGUAGGAUUUUUAGCAUGGAUGACCGUACAGGUGUGGUGUACCAAAUUUUUGACAGACAUGUGUCACCAUGGGUCAUUAUGUCAGACGGUGAUGGCCGUGAAACAAAGGGCUUCAAGGGAGAAUGGGCGACUGUCAAAGAUGGUCAACUUUAUAUCGGUGGCCUGGGCAAAGAAUGGACAACGAAAACUGGCGAAAUUUUAAAUUUCAACCCACAGUAUGUGAAAAUUAUUGGUCCAAGUGGUGCAAUGACGCAUGUUAGUUGGGUUGACAAUUAUACAAAGUUAUUAAAAGCAGCCGGCAUCAAACCACCUGGAUACCUAAUCCAUGAGUCUGCCAUGUGGAGUAGGGUGAAUAAAAAAUGGUUUUUCCUACCGCGCCGAGCAAGCAAGCUUAAAUACGAUGAUAAAGAGGAUGAACGCCGAGGAACCAACAUGAUUCUCUCGUGCACUGCUGAUUUUGGUGACUGUGAAAGAACAUUUGUUGGCCCGCUUAAUGUCACUCACGGUUUCUCCUCGUUUAAGUUCAUUCCCGGUACUAACGAGCAGCAAAUGGUAGCAUUGAAGACGCAAGAAGUGGAUGGAAAGAUUGCAACAUACAUUAUGGCAUUUGAUCUGCAUGGGAGAAUAUUGAUGACAGAAAAGAAAAUCCCUGGUAGCUAUAAGUUUGAAGGAAUUGAAUUUUUAUAAUCAUAAUUAACAUCAUAGUUAGCAAUUUACUUUUAGUGAACAUACAAUUCCCAGUCAUUGAACCUAAACCUUGGAUAAAAUUGAACCACAAGGUUCAUACAGGAAAAUUUUUUUUAAAAAUGUAUUUUUCAAACAAAAGAGAACUUGCUGUAGAAAAUUUCCCUUGUGAAAAGGAAACGCCAAGUAUUCUGUGCAAUGGCGUGAGGUGGAAUAUGGUCUAGGAAUUUUUCAAAGUGUGCCUGGCAUUGCUGAUAAAAGUCGUAAGAUAGCGUUUGAUGAUACAUGACAGUUAUGCCUUUAACAUUCAAUUGAACAUAAAUUGGUAAAUGAGCACCAUACAAUAUGAAGCUGUACAUAUUUUCAUGAUAAUUUACAAAAUAUUAAUGUUCACAGAUGUUGAGAUAGUUUGACCUCAUCAAUGCUAAUUCCGUUCUUAAUCUUGACAAAAAAUGGCAAUUCAAACUAAGCAGAAAAUGCGAUUCUUGUCAAUGCCAUUUCUGUUCUAAGCAGAGCCUAAGUAAUCCACCAUUAAAUUGAUGAUUAAUUAACACUGAAUGUUGGGAAGAAAGACUUAAGUUAAGAGGAAUUUUUA
Messenger RNA from Dendronephthya gigantea, 1878 nucleotides. Its product is annotated as soluble calcium-activated nucleotidase 1-like. Gene Ontology annotation, molecular function: UDP phosphatase activity; calcium ion binding; GDP phosphatase activity. The transcript has a single exon. NCBI's taxonomy places the organism in Eukaryota, Metazoa, Cnidaria, Anthozoa, Malacalcyonacea, Nephtheidae. The record is from RefSeq and is a predicted model, not a curated record. The coding region runs from base 87 to 1286 and encodes 399 amino acids. Gene Ontology annotation, biological process: proteoglycan biosynthetic process.